AUGCCGACGAAGAGCCGCUUUGCCUCCUCUGUGCCCAACACGAGUGUACGUCCAUUCUCCCUGCUGGAUGCCCCGCCGGAGUAUUACGUCGCCGUGCGGUCGCCCAUCACACAAACACCGCACGAAUAUCAACAGCGGCAGCAUUUAAAGGAGUGCUUCAGUGUGUAUGGAUACACAGACGCAAAUGAUAUGUUGGAGCGAAAACCCUCCGCCGAUGAUGUGCCAUUGGCGGAGCAUCAAAGUCGUUUACCACGUUUACCCAUUCCAUCUCUGCAGGAGACAUGUGAACAAUUUCUUAAAUCCAUUGAGGCCAUCGCCUCACCUUCGGAGUAUGUUGUUGUAUCUAAAUUAGUAGACGAAUUUAAAGCGAGUGGUGGAGUGGGCGAGAUGUUGGAUAAAUUACUUCAUGAGUGGGAUGAACGGUGUGAACAGCCGAGUUGGUUGGAGGAAUUCUGGGAUGAUGCCUAUCUUUGCCCACGUGAUCCCAUUCCCAUUAAUGUGAAUUACUUCUUUGGAUUUAGUGCUCAUCCAAACGCAAAAGCCAUGACUCAAAUGGGUCGGGCUGCAAGUCUUCUUUGGGGUGCCGUCUCUUAUUUUGUUGAUACACGCGAUGGGAAACUUUUGUGUGAGUAUGAACGGGAUAAACCGGUAUGUAUGUGUCAGAAUCGUUUUCUCUGUUGUACCUCACGACUCCCGGGAAGAUAUCGAGAUCGUAAAGUCUGUUAUCUUGAUUCUCCUGCGUUAACAGAGGAUGAAUUACAAUCAAAGAGUGUGGAAUAUGUUGCCCUUCCAUCUCCUCCAAAACACUGUGUAGUGAUUCAACGUAAUCGAUUUUUUGUGUUGGAGGUUUUAGAUGAUAAAGGUUUACCUAUAGAUGUUUCCACACUUGUGGUGGCAUUAUAUCUUAUUGGUGAAAAAGUAAAUAGUACAGAAGAGGCAGGACCUCCUGUUGGAUUAUUAACAACUAUGGAUCGUACAGGAUGGUUUGAGGCACGAGAAAAUCUUAAAGAACUUGGAAAUUAUCAAACAUUACGUGCAAUUCAAUCCGCUAUUAUUUGUUUAGCUUUAGAUAGUGUAGAAGUGGUAACAUCAGAUGAGGCGGCUCGUAUAUUUCUCCAUGGUAGUGGUACCAACAGAUGGUUUGAUCGGCAUAAUAUCAUUGUAACCCGUGAUGGUUGGGCUGGUGUGAAUUGGGAACACUCCGUUGCGGAUGGAACCUCAACUUUACGGCUUGCCGAUCGAAUGUAUCAAGCGGAUUGUAAUAAUGCGUUUACAAAGGAAUCUAUUGAAGAAUUGAUAUUAGAUGAAUCUCGUCGGGCAAAGGCGAAAAGCCUUAUUUCUGAGUUAGAAUGGAAAUUAGAUUCACAGUUAAAUAUUAUCAUGAAUCAAGCUUUUGCAAAUUAUAAAGUUAUGAUUGAAGUAAAUGAAACUGCCGUAUUACGAUUUCGUGAUUUUGGUGGAUCUCUUCUAAAAGAUUUAAAAGUUUCUCCCGAUGCAUUUGUCCAACUCGCUUUUCAACUCACUUAUUAUCGUAUGUUUGGUCAAACCUGCGCUACUUAUGAGGCGGCCAGUACUCGAACGUUUCUUCACGGCCGAACGGAAUGUGUGCGAAGUGCCACUCGAGCCGCUUUAGACUUUUGUGCAGCGGCCUCUGAGCCAAUCUUCGCCAAGCGGCCGGGAUCACGUUUACCAUCACAACUAAAAUUAAUGGAAGAAGCCAUACAAGAGCAUGUUGAUAUAAUGAAACGAGCAAAAAAUGCACAUGGUAUUGAUCGUCAUCUCCUUGGUUUACGUUUACAAGCUGUUAAACAUGGAAUUCAAAUUCCUGAUUUAUUUGAAGCCCCUGUUUUUAAACGAAGUGCCCAUUGGCUUAUGUCUACAUCCCAUUGUGGUAGUAGUAGUUUAAGUCUUUUUGGGUUUGGUCCUGUAGUGGGAGAUGGAUUUGGUAUUGGCUAUAUGAUUAAGAAUGAACACAUUGAUGUCUGCGUUACUUCUAAAUAUACACAACCCUAUACAAGUUCGCAGGUAUUCACAACACUUCUUCGGGCAUCUCUUUUGCAUAUGGUUGGAAUGAUUUACGGUAAAUCUGCAGAUCAACGGGCCGAGGCUCGUACGUUAUUAUUCUCUCACCCAACAGGAUUCAAUGACUUUAAGUAUGAUAGUGAAGAAGGGUUUGUAUACAAGGCCUCCUCAAGGAACGACAUGCAGCACAGCUUUAGUUUUAAAUGA
This is a messenger RNA of Trypanosoma theileri, 2229 nucleotides long. RefSeq names its product carnitine O-acetyltransferase. Gene Ontology annotation, molecular function: carnitine O-acetyltransferase activity. Lineage: Eukaryota; Euglenozoa; Kinetoplastea; Trypanosomatida; Trypanosomatidae. The transcript has a single exon. Gene Ontology annotation, biological process: carnitine metabolic process. The record is from RefSeq and is a predicted model, not a curated record. Bases 1 to 2229 code for a protein of 742 amino acids. Gene Ontology annotation, cellular component: mitochondrion.